CCCAUCAACGUCACUUCGAACCCAAUGGAUGUGGCGGUGUGUGCGCCACCGCGUGCCACCAUUGUCGUGCAACAACCGUCCUUGAGCUUAGACAACACCGUGGAAACGUUGCUUAUCAAGAAUGAAGGUGAUUUCAUCAGCGUCGAACAGGGCAAAGAGACCCUAACAGCAACUGGAGCAACUGGAGUAACCGCUACCGCCGGCACAAUACACACAUCAGCACACGCACGCAAGCGUAACUCACAACAAUUGCAACAUCCACCACAUCACCCAGCGGGUGCACAUCAUCAACAUCAGUCAGCUUCGCAACAACAACAGCAGCAACAACAACAACAACAACAACAGAAACGUGAUGAAAAUAUGCGGCAAUUGUUGGAUGUAACAAAUACGUUGACAUUUGAGGAGUUGCGUGAUUUUGAAAUGCG
Molecule: messenger RNA, 425 nt
Organism: Rhagoletis zephyria (snowberry fruit fly)
Lineage: Eukaryota; Metazoa; Arthropoda; Insecta; Diptera; Tephritidae
Product: pre-mRNA-splicing regulator female-lethal(2)D-like
Source: RefSeq, a predicted model, not a curated record